Messenger RNA from Salvia miltiorrhiza (redroot sage), 1119 nucleotides. RefSeq names its product 40S ribosomal protein S3a. Lineage: Eukaryota; Viridiplantae; Streptophyta; Magnoliopsida; Lamiales; Lamiaceae. Gene Ontology annotation, cellular component: ribosome; cytosol. The transcript is spliced from 7 exons. Bases 143 to 925 code for a protein of 260 amino acids. Gene Ontology annotation, molecular function: structural constituent of ribosome. Gene Ontology annotation, biological process: translation. The record is from RefSeq and is a predicted model, not a curated record.
AACAAACCGGAAUUACUAAAACUCAAAAGCUCAAAGCCCACGAGAAAUAAGCAGAGGUUGCUGCUAGGGUUUUUGCUGAGCGCACAUCUUCGACGAGAAGAGCCUUCUCUCUCCACCUCAUAACCUCAGCUGCUCUUUCACCAUGGCUGUCGGCAAGAACAAGAGGAUUUCAAAAGGAAAGAAGGGAGGCAAGAAGAAGGCUGUCGAUCCAUUUGCAAAGAAGGAGUGGUAUGAUAUCAAAGCCCCUUCAGUUUUCAGCAACAAGAACGUUGGGAAAACCCUAAUUACCCGUACUCAGGGUACCAAGAUUGCCUCAGAAGGGCUCAAGCACAGAGUGGUCGAGGCUUCCUUGGCUGAUCUUCAAGGUGAUGAGGAUCACGCAUACAGAAAGAUUCGCUUGAGAGUUGAAGAUGUUCAAGGAAAGAACGUUCUCACCAACUUCUGGGGUAUGGACUUCACCACUGACAAGUUGAGAUCACUUGUCAGAAAAAGGCAAUCACUCAUUGAGGCUCACAUUGAUGUGAAGACGACCGACGCCUACACUUUGAGGAUGUUCUGUAUUGCCUUCACGAAGAAGCGUGUGAACCAGCAAAAGGUUACAUGUUAUGCAAAGACCAGCCAAGUUCGCCAGAUUCGGAGAAAGAUGCGGGAGAUCAUGGUUAACCAGGCCCAGUCCUGCAGCCUGAAGGAGUUGGUGCAGAAAUUCAUUCCCGAGUCAAUUGGGAAGGAAAUUGAGAAGGCAACUUCAAGCAUCUACCCUUUGCAGAAUGUUUAUAUUAGAAAAGUUAAAAUCUUGAAAGCACCCAAAUUUGACCUUGGAAAGUUAAUGGAGGUCCAUGGUGAUUAUACCGAAGAUAUUGGUGCGAAGUUGGAUAGGCCUGCUGAGGAGCCAGUUGCUGAGCCAACUGAAGUUGUUGGUGCCUGAUAGAUUCCCUUGUUUUGAACUUAUGUCAUGUUUACUGGUUUUGUAUUAUCUUGAAAUCGAUACUAUAUUUGUUUUAGGAGUUUUUGUUGUAAGAGAUUUUGUUUUUCCUGAGUCUGGUAAGUUUUAUUGAUAAAUCUGUCUGAUCUGAUGUGGUGGUUAUAUUUAUAAAUGCGCAACACUCAAUUUUGUAUUUU